Molecule: messenger RNA, 11223 nt
Organism: Nymphalis io (European peacock)
Lineage: Eukaryota; Metazoa; Arthropoda; Insecta; Lepidoptera; Nymphalidae
Exons: 45
Coding region: 143-9358 (3071 amino acids)
Source: RefSeq, a predicted model, not a curated record
AGUUCGGGAUCCAUCGGUGUGAAGGAAAAAAUGGUUUUUCUUUUCAUACAAUGCGUAUUGGAACCGUCCGUGCAUUCUAAUUGAUAAAGCUGUGACCUUAGAUGUUUCGUUUACACUAUUUCGUGUAUAGAACACUUUUUAAAUGAUGUUUUCAAUGGGGAAAUGUUCAGACCGUAGUAGGUCGGGUACUGAAUCGGAGGCCGGUGGUUUGGUGAAGACGUCUCUGCCUUCGGACGAGGUAGCGUCUGCGGUAGCAGCGGUGUCUGACGAGAUUGGUGAUAUCUUGAAGGAUGAGUUAGGGGAAGCUGAGCUUGCAGACCUCAACGCGGAGUUCGAUCUCCUCGUGGAAUUGGCAGACGCACCGCAAGAAGACUUUCAAUCUCUGUUCGAGAUCGCUAUUGGUCACCGCGCCUCUGGCAGUGGUUCAUCCUCAUCAUCAUGGUCGGGAGCCAGGGGCGGGAGGUCGAGACGGCCGCACCGUCCGCAGCGUGUGUCGCGGAGACGUCCUAUCGCUAAGGGAAAAGAAAUGUGCCGGCGGCGCAGCGCGGUGGCGCGGCGGGCGGCGUCGCUGCGCGUGCGGCGCGUGGAGGUGGUGUCCGACGCGUCCGACGUGGGCGCCGACUCCGACUCCGACGACCAGUGGACCGAGCUCGACAACUCUGGCAGCACAGAUACCUCUUCAGGCAAAGAAAUGGGCGGCUUGGAUGUUGACUGUCCGUCAUAUCAGCAUAAGGGAUCCCAGGUGGAACCUCCGGCGAUGGGCCAAUUCCUGUUGCCGCUUCUCAGUGCUGAUCCGACCGCUCCAGAUCCUGAGCACUUUCUGAUCCGACACGAGGAUAUACUGCAGCUUCUUGCCUCUGCAGAGGACAGUGUCCGGGACGAUAUGCCUCUCGAAGAUGACGCAGCUAUGGACUCGGCGCCUGACAUGUUGAGCGGUGAUAUAUAUGACUGCGAGGAGCCAGUCGUGACGCCGGAAGACGAGGCAGCGCUUUUGCAUUUCGUUUGUGAAGCUGAGCAAGCGAUUAACUCAAAGGAGAUACCAUUCAAGCCCGUUGAGGAAUGGUUGUUAGGCGUUUAUCAUUCUUGGUGUGAAAUAAGUGCACUGAUGUACACACUUAUCGGGACCAAUAUGAGCGUGGAUAUGGUGAAGUCGGACUGGUCGUAUCGAGCGCGCUUCGGCUGCCACUGCCGGCUGUGCCUGUCGCUGGCCAACAACGCGUCAGCGCUGCACCGCUUCCUCGCAGCGCUGCUCGCCGACCUCGCGCACGGUGGUAACACGGCGUCCAUUGGUGCGAACAUAGUUCGAGCGCUCCGUCUCACUCCGGGCAGGGAUAGUCGGCCAGCGGACUGGGAUCUCCAGAGGCUACAGCGCGUCAAAGUUUGCGACGACGGUGCCUCAAUUAUUCAGAAUCAUCUAAUAAGGUUAGCGCGAGAGAAUGAAGUGGCUGAUCAGAUCGUCAACAGCAUCUGUCUGUGUCGAGUCUACGAACGACCGUUUGAUAAGCAAUAUGCAAUGGAGAGGUUGUGCAAGUUGUUGGAUAAUUUUAAGAGCGCUUCAUCUAUUACUUUUAAGGUCGAGAUGGUUCCAGAGGAGGGCUCGGGAGACUCGGGCGCGGCGCAGGCUGCGUGGAGCGAGGCGGCGCGGGCCAGGCUGGCGCGCUGCCUGGCGCCGCACCAGCGACGGUCCACCAGCGAGCGCCUCGCGCACAUGGCCGCGCGCACCGCGCCGCACGACCUGAGCGCGUGGUCCGGCUACAAGCAUCGCUGCGACUGUCUCACGCCGAGGACUCUGUGCGCUCAACAACGAAAGCAGCUGCUGAGAAUAUCAUUCUUCGGUAUGAUGCAAGCUGUGAACGAGUUCAACGGGACUAAGGAUUUGUUGGAUAAGGCGAUAGAUUCGAAGCCUGAUAGUUCAAGCAGGGAGUUGCAGCAAGGGGACGGAACGGGUGCCAAGCCUCCCGAUUCGUUCGACGAUCGUUUGAGCAAGUCGAACUCUGGUUUGGAUAUGAGCGACUCGAAUUUCACGGAUGACCUUGACGAUAGCUCGUCGUCGCCGUCGUCGUCGUCGGGCUCGGGCGGCGGGCGGCUGUGCCGCUCGGUGCGGCGCCUCAUGCGCUCCAUCGCCGCCAUCGAGCGCCUCAUGGACCGCGUGCUGCGCCACUGCGACCGCUGGACCGACCGCGACGCCAGACGCCGCGUGCACGCCGGUCUGUCGGAGGUGGACCGGAAGCUGAUGGCGAUGUAUCGACGUCUCCCCGAUGUGCACCGACGACAGUUGCAGCUCUAUCGGAAGCAAAAGAGAUUAUCCACGGUGUGCACGCAGCUGGUGGGCGGGCCCGCGCCCGCGCCGCCGCCGCCCGGCUCGCCGCCGCCCGCGCCCGCGCUCGCGCCGUGCCGCCUGCUGUGCCCCGAGUACCACCUGCAGCGCUUCAAGGAGGUUCGUCGCAAGGUGAUGCACAUGCGAGAUCAGCAGCUGUACUACCAUCGGCUGAGAAUGUGGCUCGAGGACCAGCUGCGACAGGAAAGGAACGGCUUACCAGAUUGCAACAUGACAGAUCUACCGAAACGGAAGCGUCGUAAUUUAAGUCCAAAAUUACAGAAAAUGGCGUCAGCUCCAAAACGGAAGUUAAAGCCUCAACUGUCUCAAGCGAUUAUCAGACCUCAUAAAAUAUUACAAAUGCUCAAAAGUAAAGUAUCCCACCAUAAUCAAGACGUAAAGUCCCCCUACAAAGAAAUAGAUAGCGCUAAAUCAGAGGCGGAACCGCCGGAAGCGUUCCCAUUAGACAAGGAAGAGAAUAUAAGCGAUACGGAAACGAUAGUAGGUGAAAGAGAGACAGGGGAUAUUUGCAAAGAAAUGAAAGAAUGUCUGGCUAAAUUCGCAAGUUUUGCUCUGAACAGUCCGGAGGGUAAUCAGAGAGAUGAAUACGAUAUGCAAACAGAAUUGGACAGUAAAUAUCCAGAGUCAGUGAGUCCACCGUUGCAAGAAAUGUCGCCGACCACUUCCGAACCGAUUCCGGUUUACGGGCAAAAAUCUCAAAGGAUCAUAGCAGUUAAUAAAAUAUUCAAUAAAGAUGACAAAGUCAUAGAUUUCCAAUCUCAAGUUCCAGAAAUGAAUGUUCCGUUAAACGCGAGAGCGCCAGCAAGGGACGCAAGUGAAACGAAAGAGACAGAGAACAACGAAGAGAAGGACGACGAUGAGGUUGACGUGUUCAAAUACGUCAUUUUCGGUUUGAAAAUUAAAAAAGCAAUGGAGGAAUGUCAAAAUAUAAUCAAUUCUUAUAAUAAAGACGCGAAGAAGAGAGAUGACGAAGAACCUCCCACUCUAGAACAAAUCGUUGAAGUUAUGCUGACACUAGACAAGAAUUCUGCUGAGUUUCUGGAAAAAAUGGACGCAGACGAUCCAAUAGAUAUGAAUGCUGCUAUGUCUAAACUAUCAGAGUUAGUCGAAAACAUGCCGCAAACGUUAGCGAACAUGCCGGAAAUUGCAUCGAAAUUAUCCGAAUUCGCAAACGCUAGCACCGAACUACCGGAAUUCGCGUCCAUCAUGAACAGCUUGCCGGACGUAAAUAAUGACGCUCAGUUAACGCCGGAAACGCUGAAACAGAUACGCGAUUUGAAACUUUCCAAGCGUGACAACAUAAAAGUUACCAAAAACACUGCCAAGCGUAAAAUAAACCGUAGAUAUAAGACUGAUGAUGAUGUUUUCGAAUUUGAAGGUAUCACUGAAAUACUAAAAGACGAAAAAGAUUUGCAGAAUAUCAUGAAGAAUAAAAAUAAUAAGGACGAUUUCAAGGAUUUCCUAUUUUCUACAUCAGCUCAAGUAGUUAUUAAUAAGGCCUUCGAUUAUCUUAAGCAGAAUAAGAGUCCGGAGCUCUCGAAGUUUCUAGAAGAAGGCAAGGAGCUACUUUUUUUGCCGCGUAAUAGUUUAAAUUCUGAAAUGUAUUCGAAAGCUUCCACUUUGUUCGAUAAUUCGGUUAAGGAUGCGCUGAGUAUGACCGAGUUGAGGGAUAUAGUUAAAUCGAGGUUCAAUUCGUGGAAACACAACGUCGCCACUAAACUCAAAAGUAUACCAAUCGAUAUAUUAGAGAAUGAAAUCGAAGUUAUGUUAGAUAAAUUCUAUUCAUCCAUUCAAGAUCUCGCUUCGAAGCAAUCCAACAGCGAAAGCGAUAAGAUAAUUGAAAAGAUAGACGAACUCAACAGGAACAAUGAUGAUUCAGAUAACGAAGGCUGUUCAGCUUCGAAGGAAACAUUAAAACAAAUAACUAAAUUACUAAGCACUUUCGCUGGCAACACUCUGGAUCUACUAAUAGUUAAAUUGUCCAAAAUGUCAGAUGAUAAAAAAUCCGCUGUGAAGAGUCUCAAAUUUAAAUACUUGGAUGUAGUCAGACGUUGCGCUGAAUCACAGCAGUUAGUUACCUGGAUAUUUCUAGAUCCAGAAAUAGCUAUAAAUGUUAUACAGGAAUUGACAGGGUUAGAAGUAAGGAAGUUGGACAAUGCGCCUGAUUUUUCGACGAUGGCCAGUGAUAGGAAGAUAGAUUAUUUCAUGAAUCGCUUGAAGGAAACGAAUCGACAGUACAUGGAGACAUUACCCAAGAGAGGUUUGACUGGUGACGAAUGGCUUGUGAUGCUGUACAGAUUAGAACAAUUGGAGGACAUGUUGAGGGAAUCGUUUUCUAAAAUGGGACCACCCACCAAAGUCGUGCAAACGCAAGCCAGCGAAGCGGAGAUCCUAGCAGCACGGGGUCUGAGUAAAAUUAUCGGCAAAGCGAACGUUCGAAUCGUCAAGAAGACGAACCAAGAAGCGCCGAAACCUGUUAAGAAAGAAGAAAUACCGCCCAAUAACGAGGAAGACGAUAAGAAAUGCAAAAGUUACGCUUUGUUAGCGAAAUGCGAAGCGGUGCUAACGUCAAAGGGCGAAAAAUCACUCUUAGAUAGUUUCAACGCUAUCAAGUCAUACAUAACACAAGGCCUUCCCGUCCCGGAAACUCACAAGAAACACGUUAUCACGAUUUGCUCAAGCAUCGACGCUAAAUUACUAGACAUUGAGGAAACGCUUAAAUCGGACAAAGUAGAAACUGAUUUGAAAGACAAAAGCGAUCUUUCGCUAAUCGAUUCGGACACGGAAUUAGUCGCGAAAUAUUCAGCCCAAGCGCUGAGAAAUGUGAAGCAGACGUUGAACGCGGUCGCCUUCAGGAACAUCUCGAGGAACGGCCAGACGAAGUCGGAGAGCGACGUGUGUGAUACGCCAAAGAACAGCUGCAAGUGGACGAACGACUGCGUCUGCGACGCGUGCAAGGAUUCGGACGUGUCGUCCGUUUGCUUGGGCGAUAUUGUGAAGUGCUACGAUGACAAAAGCAAGAACGUUCUAGAUGAUAAGAAGAGGGAGAAGAAGGUGGUACAGAAGACGAAACAGCCGGCGAAGGCCUGCGAGAAUGGGAACCAUCAGCAGCAUGUGUGUAAAGUUGGCCACGGAAGCUGUGCUGGCGAAGGCCCUGCUGACCAGCCCUGCAACUGCUGCUACUGCACCGUGUUCGGCCAUGCGCCGCCGUUAACAACACCGGUGCCGCGUAAUUUCAACGAGACGAGGGAAAGAUUACGGUCUAUAUUAAAUAAGAAGAAGCAGAAAUGUAAAACGAAUGGAGAAUUGGAAUCUACCCCAGAGCGGUCGCCUCCGCAGCUCCCGUCGGCUCCGCAAACUCCUCAAACCCCGCUGACCCCGCAACAAUCUUCAACACCCCCAGCUCUCCCCAAGACUCUUCCACCGACGCUCACACCUGCGCAGGCGCAGCAGAAACGACAGGCGAUCGAGAAUCAACAGAAGCAACUAGCUGAUAAAAUGGCGAAGAUGGUAGUGACUGAGAAACCAGAAAUCAAACCAAAGUUGCAGGCACUCCAGCGCUCAAUACCCGUCCAGGUGAAUUUGCAGGCGGCGUUGAAAGCUGAGGGUAAAGUGAAUGCUAGCGCGAUGGAACAGAUCCGAUUGCAGCAUUAUAAACAGCAGCAGCAGGCUCAAAUGCAACAGCAGAUGCAACAACAGCAAGCCCAGCAGCAGCAAGGACAACAACAGCAGCAACAACAACAAAAUAAACCUGAACCCAUAUAUGACUUGCCGAUACACAACAAACCAACUCUAACGCCUGAACAGCAACAACAAAUUAGGGAUCAACAGCAAGAAAGACACGACGCAUUGGUCCGACAACAUCAGAUGCAAAUUCAUAAACAGCACCACCUGCAGAUACAGAAGGAAUACCAGAUGAGACAACAGCAAAAACAAAUACUAAAACACCAACAGCAACAGCAGCAGCAGCAGCAGCAGCAACAGCAGCAGCAGCAGCAGCAGCAGCAACAACAGAAGCAGCAACAACAACAGCAGCAGCAGCAACAACAACAGCAGCAGCAGCAGCAGCAGCAGCAGCUGUUACUGCAGCAACAACAGAAGCAGCAGCAACAACAACAACUACAGCAGCAGCAGCAAAUGCGACAAAGUCGACAGCAACAGAACACGGCUUCAAUAUCAAGUAGAGAUACUAGCGUGUUCUCAACUAGCUCCGGUUGUUCUGGUGGAUCGUGUUGGCGGGGUCGCGGUGGUUGCAAUAACAGAGCGGAAGACCCUCGAGAUCUAGACGCGCUCCUGCAGUACAUCGAGGGUCCAGCGAGGCACGUGGACAGGGGGAAGAAACGAGCCAAGAAACAGCGGCAGAAAGCCAAGAAGACGGAGUCCCGGCUGGAGAGCCAGCUGGAGCAGCUGCGGCGCGAGCUGAGCGGCGCGCGCGCCACGCACGGCGCGCUGCACGCCGCGCACGGCGCCGCCGCGCGGGACCUGCACGCCGCGCGCGCCGCGCUCGCCGCGCUCGCCGGCCGCAAGAAAGGCAAAAAGCAGAAAUUAAAUCCGGCUCAGCAGGCGAAGAUGCAACUGGUAGCGGAGAAGCUCGGUGACUGUACCGCUCUCUUCAAUACCACAGCCAAGGAGCUGCAAAUAGCGGAGCGACGCGUGGUGGAUCUCUCCAACCGGCUGAACGAGUGCCAGCGCAACCUGGCCGAGGCGCGCGCGCUGCAGGGGAAGGAGGUCGAGGUCGACGUGCGCCAGCGACCGCGAGAGAUAGAACCGGAAAUCGAAUCGAUACAUCGAGCCAUACCCGCCACAAUUUCCGACGAGCUCACCGUAUUGAAAAUGUCUGAAACUCCUCGAAGUCAAGCGCAGAAACAGACGGAAAGUCAAAAGAAACAAUCGUGGGAGCAAGCAAUUGCGCACAUCAACCAACUAGCUAAGGGAUCCAUGAAAGAGAAGAAGAGGCAGAAAGAACCGCAACCGCAAACACAGCCGCAGCCGCAGCCGCAGCCGAAAUCGGAAGCGAGACCCAAGGAGAAAAAAGUUACACCGCCGGUUGUCGAACCCCAACCUAUGUCGAAUAAACAGAGGAAAUUGUUAGCUAGGCAACAGGCAGAGGAGGAGGAGAAAAAGAAACAGCAACAACAAGAAGCGAAGGUCAAGAAAGAGAAGAAACCGGAACCACUGAAAGUAGAAAACACUAAGAAGGAAAAGAAAGAUACAAAGAAGGAAGAGCCGAAGAAGAAGAAAGAAGAAAAGAAAGACGUUAAGAAAGAAGAUAAGAAGGGUAAAGAGAAUAAACAGGAAGUGAAAGCAACACCAUCAGCUAAAACGAAAGCCACCCAACAGCAACAGCAACAACAACAGCAGCAACAGCAAUCAAAAAAGGAAAAGAAGAAGGAAGGUCAAGUUAAACCUCAAGUUAUAAAUAUAACCCCGGACACGACAUUAGAGAUUGUAACUAAAAAGAACCAAAGUGCAAAUGAGCCGGAGAAGCCAGCAUCUUGCAGCAUUAUGGAGCAACUUAGUAGCGGCGUACAAGUUGCGGAUCUCAAACUACCGCCCGGUAUUACGUUGACACGUGUUCAACCGAACGAAAAGAAGGAAGCGCCCGUCAUUAAGUCUGUCCCGCUGUGGGCGCACAGCGCGCUGCCGAGCGCGCCCACGCCGGCGCCGCGCGCGCCGCCCGUCAUCGCGGCCGACCCCGCGCGCCUGCUGUUCUCCGCGCACGCGCCCCGCGAACCACCAAAAACGAUAAUCAUACCGGAGCAACCGCCCCAGCCGACUGGGAAAUCGAAAAAGGCAAAGAAGAAGGCUAAAAAAGCCGCAGCGGAAGCGAAUGACCAAAAACACGAGGGUGCCAAAAUGGUCACCCUACGCAACCCCAUGUUCCAUCCCAAUCUGCCCCCUGUUCAGAUUGCGAACCCUGCUCAAAAUAAGGCUGAAAUACGGAUCCCCGAUCCCAUCCCGAUGCCGCCCGCCCCCUGCCAGGCCACUAUCACCCCCACCUCCAACGGGAUGUACACCAUACGGAACCCGUUAAUGUCGAUGAUGCACCAGCAGAACCUGAUGGGUAUCAGAAGUCAGAAUCCCCAAAUGGCGCCUGCCUUCAACCAACCCCAGUACAACUACGUCAAUCCGAACGUGUACACGCCUCAGGCGUACGUGGAGCCCGCACGAAACUCCCCCAAAAUACCAGAAAACGAUUUCCAGCACCGCAUCAUGAAUUUGGCGUCGUUUACUCAAAAGAACGACGAAGGGUACUCCCUUUUUAAAACUCCGGACGAAAAUCCGCAAAAGAGUUUUCUAACGCCCGAAUAUUUCGACGAUCAGGCCCCCAAAGUCGUGUCACCGAAUCCGAUAGGCACCAGACCGGACCACAAUCGGAACUACGAAAACGAUUCCCUGUUCGCGAAUCCGAUCCAGCGGCCGGAGCCAAUCGGCACCCCCCUAAAAAAAGACGACGAGAAACAGUACAGUGGGCUGUACACCCCCUUCGGGCACGAGGACCGGAACGUCUUCAGAAACGCGCUGUUCAACGACAAGCAAGAACCGAACGCGCAUUCAAAAGUCGACGACUCCAGUCCCUACGUGAACGGAGAACUGCCGUACUUCCAGAGACUACGGGCUGGCUCGAAGCUGAACAACGAAGUGACGAUACACUACGUCACGGACUCGAAGUUCUACAAAGGGCAGGAGGCGUGCGUGCGCGACGAGUCGCUGUUCUCCCGCCCGCAGCCGCGCGCGUGGCCCGACCCGCACAGCCACAGUGUCCAAUCGUCUGUGAGUUCGAUGACGUGCGAGAGUGCCUGCGACAGCGGCGGGACUUCGCCCCCACAACACAGACCUGAAUCCAGCGUUUUCCUACCAGAUCGCAGCAUCACAAAUCUAUCAUCUCUGGAAGUUUCUGAACGUGAGAUCGAAUCGUUCAAGCGUUUCGACUUCUAUUUCGAGCCGCCCCAGCACAAGCCGAAGGUCCAGCUCGACGUGCGCGACAUAGCGGCCGCGCUGAGACACAACCAGAAAUAGGAAAUGUCAAUAUUUACAUAAAUAUUAAGAAUAUUGUGUCCGUGUUAACAUUGAGAAGCGAAUAAAAUUAAAAACUAAAACAAUAUACAUGAAAAAUUAUCAAUACCGUAUCAGAUACGUCGUUAAAAACUGUUUAUAAAUCAAAUCCAAAAAUGUCUGAAAUAUAUCCGCAGGGAAAAUAAUUAAAUAAUUUAUACUGAGAAUACAGUUAAGUAAUCAUAAGUUAAAAUACGUACAAACGUGUAGCGGGUCAUUAAACAACGUGUCUCCUUCAUUCGAAUGUCAAAUAAAUAAUGACAGAAAGGGAGAAAAACUGUUUUACUAAAAAGCUCGUUUAAGCAUUACAAAAUAAAGAAUUGAUUAUUAUUAAUCACUUUAAGAACAACAUUUAAAAGUAACGCAAUUGAUACUCAGAUUGCAAUUAUUUUAAGAACUUGCUCGCUACAUUAAAGUUUUCUUUUCACUCAUAUAUGUAGAGAUGUGUUCAAAACAAGUAUUUAGACUUGUUUACUAUUACAAUAUAUAUAUAUAUAAAUAUGUAAAAAAAAAAUGAUUAUUAUAAAAACUACUGAAAAAUGUCUCUUAAUCGUCCAAAACUGAUAGAUUAAUUUCAAAACUUAAAACAACCAACUUCGUCUUAUAUAAUGAAUUACACCCUUAAUUCCUAUAAGGUGUAAAGGCAAUGUAUCAUAAAAUACGGCAACUUUAUGCAUUUCUAUUUAUAUAAAAUGACAAAUUAAUAGCUGAUAUUUACAUUAUUAUUAUAAAGCCUGGUAUGUCCCACUGCUGGGAAAUAGCCAGAGGUUUUCGACUUAAUUAAAAAAACUAUUCAAACAACGGCUCUAUGUAGAGAUGUUUGUUUUAUGGUAAUCUGCUUUUCAACAAACGAAAAUAGCAAUUAAAACAUUAUAUAAACAUUGUAUGAUUUGUUUUUAAGUUUUGAAAUUGACACGUAUGUAAAAAGAUAAAUAAUACUAACAAACAAAAGCAUGUUAAUACAAGACAAUUAAGUUCACGUUUGUCGUGUCACGUACUUGUAUAAUAAUAUUAUAUACUUAUCAAAACCAUCUAAACGCGCUGUAUAUUCUGGUAUAAGUUUUAUGUAUAUUGGUUUAGUAUUUUAUGUUAGUGGCUUCGGUUUGGCUUUACAAAACCAACUAAUUCUCUCAGACUCAUUUAUGAGUAUAUAUGAUCAGAUUUUGGAAUCUUCAACACUUUGAAUAACAAAUACGAUAAAUUAUAAUGAAAUUUUAUUUUGACAAAUAAAAGCAGUCGAAAUUUUCUCAAUGACUACGAAAUGUAUCGACUUAAUCAUUAUAACUGCUUAGGCAAAACGCUUAAAGUUUUGUAUAAGGAUUCUUAUAUAAUGGACUACGAAUUGUUACGCGACAUAACGACAUGGGACGAUAAAAAUUCAAAAUUAAAAUGCUUUAUUAGAGCGAUGAUUCGCUCGUUCGUGUCUUCGAGUUUUGCAAUAUUUAUUUCGUCAAUACAAUUGACUUGUAUAAAAAAUAAUGGACGUUUUCCAAAACAGCGCACUUGUUCAAUUGCAUAUGUUUUUUAUAUAAUAUUACAUAAAUAAACAUUAAAUACGAAUGUAAGUUUGAACGCUAUUCCUGUCGGAUAAAUUAAUUUUAAAAUUUCGAAAUCAAUUUCUAUUACUAAAACAAUUGUUCUAUUUAAAGCGAUAACGUUCAUUAUUUAACAAUAAGCGAAUAAGUGUGUCCCAAAAACGGAAAGUACUAGUAUUUUUAAGCGCCACUUUAUAUAUAUCAAUAGCAUGUUGAUUUGUCCGUUUGUGUAUCACAGAUCAGUGCUAAGGGUUGUAAGAUUAUGAAUAAGAAAUGUGUAUAUUAUAGCCAAAA